This is a messenger RNA of Verticillium dahliae VdLs.17, 729 nucleotides long. Its product is annotated as microtubule-associated protein RP/EB family member 1. NCBI's taxonomy places the organism in Eukaryota, Fungi, Ascomycota, Sordariomycetes, Glomerellales, Plectosphaerellaceae. Gene Ontology annotation, biological process: regulation of microtubule polymerization or depolymerization; spindle assembly; protein localization to microtubule plus-end. The record is from RefSeq and is a predicted model, not a curated record. Bases 1 to 729 code for a protein of 242 amino acids. The transcript has 4 exons. Gene Ontology annotation, molecular function: microtubule plus-end binding. Gene Ontology annotation, cellular component: spindle midzone; microtubule organizing center; microtubule plus-end.
AUGGGCGAAUCUAGGCAAGAGCUUGUUCAGUGGCUGAACAGCCUUCUGCAGCUCAACAUCACCAAGGUCGAGCAAUGCGGUACUGGCGCCGCCCUCUGCCAAGUCUUCGACAGCAUCUUCCUCGAUAUCCCCAUGUCUCGUGUCAAGUUCAACGUCAAUUCUGAAUAUGCGUACAUUCAGAAUUUCAAGAUUCUGCAGAACUGCUUCCACAAGCACCAGAUUGAUAAGCCCAUUCCCGUCGAGAGUCUGGCCAAGUGCAAAAUGCAGGACAACCUCGAAUUCCUGCAGUGGACCAAGAAGUUCUGGGACCUCAACUUCCCCGACCACGAGUAUGACGCCGUGGCGCGGCGCAAGGGCGGCACCCUCGCCGCCGGCGGUGCCGCGCCCCGCGCUGCCGUCGGUGCCGGCGCCGCCAGACGCGGCGGCACGACGCCCACGACGGGCGGACCGCGCACGGCCAAGGCGGCCGUGGGCCCCGGCACGGCGGCGCUGCAGAACGAAAACACGACGCUGAAGGAGACGGUCGUCGGCCUCGAGCGGGAGAGGGACUUUUACUUCAGCAAGCUGCGUGACAUAGAGCUCCUCGUGCAGCAGGCCGUGGACGAGGACCCCCAGCUCGAGAAGCAGGAGGACGGGCUCGUCAAGCAGAUCCAGGCCAUCCUCUACUCGACCGAGGAGGGCUUCGAGAUCCCUGCCGAGGAUCAGGUGGACGACCAGGAGACGUUCUAA